AUGAGGCUACCUCCCACUGCCAACCGACCGCUGGUAUCUACAAGGAUCGAACACACCCUAGAAAAUCUCAAAGACGAAGUUGAUAAUCACAUUCCGCUCAAGUCCGCCUGUUAUUCUACUUUGGGCGAUAGCGGAGAAGCCAAAAGCCACGCGUCUGAUGAGGAUGAUUCCGACCCUGAGCGACCACGGAAAAAGCGUGCAAUUAGUGUUGAUGGGCUACAAAACACUCCGCCAGUUUCACUCCCUGGUCCCCAUGCUCUAAGGUGGUCUGAUCCGGAUCCUUACACUUCGAUACCCCCAACAAGCCAACAAACGAAUGACAGGGUCGAUAUUGUCAAGCUGAUUCGGGAAUCGAGACUUGAAAAUGCAGCGAAAGCAGGUGAGAAUGAUGAGGUGAAAGAGAAUUUGGAUUUCAUUGCUCUCGGCAUGAUACCAGAAAUCGAACUUGAGAGAAACGCUCCCGAGAACGCCCUUGACAUACCUUCGCAGAGACAGACAGGCCGAGGAAGCAUUGGUCCUGUGUCAAGGCGAAGUCGAAUCCGUUGGGAUUACGAGAUUAUCAGCUUCUACAACUGGGUCAAGCCACAAGAUUUCGAAAACAUUGUCCGCAGAGAUCUGGUCGAGCGGUUGAAAGCUGCAUUUCACAGCCGAUAUACUGGCAUUGAAAUCCACAUCUUCGGCUCUUUUGCCUCUGGUGUCCAUCUGUCUACCGCCGAUAUUGACUUGGUGUUACUACGCAUUCAUAUCGCUGUCCCUGAUUCGAUUGAGUGCGUUGCCCAUGCUCGAGUGCCGAUUGUGAAAUUUGUGGAUAGCUUGACUGGGAUAAGCGUCGAUAUGUCUUUUGACAACAACAGUGGUUUGAUCGCCGCCGAGACCUUCCAAGUAUGGAAGAAGCAGUUUCCUAUAAUGCCCAUUAUUCUGUCAGUCGUCAAAUUUUUCUUGUUGAUCCGUGGUCUCCAUGAGGUCCGAAGCGGCGGACUAGGAGGAUUUUCUACCACUUGCUUGGUCACAAGUUUCCUCCAGCAUCUGCCUCAGCAACCUACACAGCCAACUCUUGGAAGUAGUCUCAUGGAUUUCUUCAAUUUUUAUGGAGAUAAGUUUCGAUUUGAUCAGGUGGCAAUCUGUUUGAAUCCUCCGGGAUAUUUCAGCAAGAAAUCAUUUGGAAAUCCGAAUCGUCUCACCAUUGAAGAUCCAAACGAUACGUACAAUGAUAUCUCCAGUGGGGCAAAGGCGACCGACUUGAUUUUCCGUACCUUCGCUGGUGCUCAUACCACUCUGAAGAAUUGUUUGGAGUCCCUCACUUCCGUCCAAAGCCCAAACAAAAGCAUUUUGGGGUCAAUAAUUGCAGCGAACUUUGACAGAUACACUGAACAACGCAACCAACUUCACCCAGUCUUCAUGACAGAAGAGAGAUUUGCUAAGCACAGGAUGUCUCCAUCGCCGCCGUCGGAAUCUUGGCAUGUCAGCGGAGUGCGUUCUGCUCCCCGGCCGCUACCUGUUGGGCCUCCGAAUAGACGGUUCCCCGUGAUUCCAGUGCAAAGACCUCGGAACGACGCAACAUCCAAAUCGAAAUACACGAGAGCCGAAUCAGAAGACAAUCCUGAUGAGCAUCUUAGCGAAACAAAGCUUGUCAAGCCUCGCAGGGGCCAAAGAGGACCACAAGCUCGCGGGUGGCGCGCAGCAAGAAUGAAACGCCUCAGACCUGAUCUUCAGAAUCUACCCAGCUCCCUCACAGUCAAACAGGCUUUGCAGCACGGUGGCUAUGCUACCAACGGGGAAAUGAAACGUGACUUGAACUCGAGGGAACGGAAACAAGCCGCGGCGUGA
Molecule: messenger RNA, 1827 nt
Organism: Penicillium verhagenii
Lineage: Eukaryota; Fungi; Ascomycota; Eurotiomycetes; Eurotiales; Aspergillaceae
Product: PAP/25A-associated
Exons: 5
Coding region: 1-1827 (608 amino acids)
Biological process (GO): RNA 3'-end processing
Cellular component (GO): nucleolus; TRAMP complex
Molecular function (GO): mRNA binding; poly(A) RNA polymerase activity
Source: RefSeq, a predicted model, not a curated record